AUCACAAUAAAUUCAGGCUAUUUGAUAAUAAUUUGUACCUACACCGAUUCUCUAUCAAUCAUUUAAAUACAAAUGAUGGGAUGUAAUAAUUCAUGGUGACCAAAUAAAGCCACAGCGGAGGGAGGCUGACUCAUACACUGGUCUCAAGAACCUUCAGACUCUCAGCGCUGCUCGCCCACGCCUCCUCCCUCAGCGGUGAUUCUCUGCAAGGAAGUGUUGCUUGACUUUAAGUCAAGGUAGAGUGGAUGUGUAAUUCGUCUUGCUGAGGUCAGCCAAGCACAGUAAAUGUUCCACAUGUUCAAAAGCACCACAGUGAUCGAAUAACUUUGGUCCACCUUCGUUUUGCCUCACUUCAACAGUCACAGUCUAGAAUUGUUGACAAUCCACUGUUCCCCGGCUUGGGUCUUAAGGUGCAGGCAUGAUCAAUGAGCCUUUGUUUCUCCACAGCUACGGUGGCUAUUUAUUUGGAGAUCAGUGGCGUAAUAACGUUCUUAACCGCUUUGUAAAUUGUGUUAUGAUGAACAAUGUAAGCAUUCUUCCAUUCGAAAAUUAAGUGUUUCAUGAGUUUCACCGCUCGGCUUUUUUUUUUUUCCUCAUUGUCCCAAUCUCAUGAGGAGAGACCUUAAAUCCAUCUCAGAUUACAACAACAUAAGUGUAGCAUAAUAAUCAACACACUGAUAGCUGCCAAGACAAAAUGUUGAUAAGGGCGAGUAGUGUGUGAUACUGCUAUAUUCAUAAGGUCAUCUUGCCAACUUGUCAUGUUGAGCCGAGAGACUAAUUAGUUCUACUUUAAAUUUCCUGCGCCAGUGUUUAAUUUCCAAAGAUGUUCAAGUGACUUUUGAAUUUUACACUCCUUUUUAUUUUGUCUACGUUGAUGUGACGAGCAGAAUGUUAACAUGAAGCAUUUUGGCCACACAUGAUAAUGUAGUCAUCUAGGCAUUUAUUUUAACCCUUAAACUAAGACCUUUUCGGUUUCUUUCGUGUGGAGCUGCUGGUCAGGCGCAACCCGCGGUGGCAUUGGUGUGCAUGUUUACGAGCAUAUUAAUUUUACUUCUUCAAGGCCAAUGCAACCCAUACAUACCCUCUCAUCUCCUCCAAUCCAUGCUCCUCCACGACCAAAGCACGUGGGUGAUGUUAAUUCGCUGGACGACAGACACAAAACGGGGGGUAGCGGCUGCAAUCUGAACACGGAACUGUUUUGGCUCCACCACUUACGUAAAUUGUCACCUUAGUCAUCGCCUUCUCUGACGAAAAGUAAAUAGAUAAAUAAAUAAAUAAAUAAGUAAGUAAAUAAAUAGAUAAGAACUUGGUUGUCUCCUUGAUUGCACAGCCGGACAGAAGAGGUAGUCCACAAAAUUAAUCAAAGGGAAAAAGUAUGUAGUGACUCGCCAUACGACUAUGUGAGCCGAGCAUCAGCAAGUGCGACUCUUGGGCUUGUACUGACUCUUUAUUACUAACGUCUCCAGCAGGUUUCCACUCCUCACGCCUGCAGGAGAGAACUACAGAGGUGCAGGAGAGUGACGUGGGCGUGAUGGUUCCUGUGUGAGGUGUACGGUAACACUGGUGCCUGCAAGGUGACACACGGCAAGCAUGAGGAAGGCUGGUCGUGGCUCCUGUCCCUACUGGUGGAGCUUGGUGAUCCUGCUGGUGUUCCUGACGCAGAAGACAACGGCGCAGCUCACACUCAUCAGCACCAUCGACGAGUCCAUGGCCGAGGGCGUGGCGUGGCUGGAGGAGGCGGUGAAGGCAGCAGAGACGUCGAGUGGACUCACGCUGAAGCAGGAGGUGGUCAUGACGUCGUUGGACAAAGAAGAGGAAAAUGAGCAGCAGUUCUGUUCCGCGCUGUUUUCCGGAGCGGCGCUGGUGCUAGACGUGACUGCUGGGGGCUGGACCUUCGCGAAGGAGACAGCGGCGGCCUACGGUAUACCCUACGUGCGAGUACAGGUGUCUAACUACCAGUGGAUCGCUGUCACUGACUACCUGCUACAGAGCCGCAACGCUACCGACGCCGCGCUCAUCUUCGGCUCCGAGGCAGAGCUGGACCAGGCCCUGUACUACCUAGUGGAGGGGUCCGUGGUGCGGGUCAUCGUGCUCUCAGGCAUCGACGACAAGACGACCACCACGCUGAGGAAGAUGCGCCCGGCUCCCUCCUACUACGUCAUCCUGGCCGCCACCGAUCGACUCACUGCGCUCUUCAACCAGGCGACGAUGAGGAACCUGGUGACGCGAGACUCCCGCUGGACGCUGGUCGCCACGGACCACGGCGCUGAGAACUUCGACCGAGCAAUGCUGGCGGCGUCCACAGGCGUUACCCUCGUGACUCCGACGCGGGAGGUUUGCUGUACCGCCAGGAACACUCAGUCCUUCUGCGACUGUGACAAUCUUGUGGUGCCCAAAGCCAUCACGCUGAACGCCGUGCUCACGCUGGUGCGAACCCUCAAGGCUGAAGGUCAAAAGAACGUAGCCGGAACCUGCGACGCCCCGCCCGACGCCACGCCCUCCACCACCUCCUUCUACACAGCGCUGCAGGCGGAGCUGGGGUCGUGGCCUGGCAUGAAGUGGCGGUUCGACAAGAUGCAGAUGGAGCCUCAGUUGGCGUUUAACAUCCAGGCAAUCAACAGCACGGCCAGCCAGACGGUGGGCAGCUGGAGCACCGAUGGAGGCCUACAGCUCAUCCCUGGGUUCGAGCAUUCCCCAAUACGUCGCCACUUCAGGAUCGGCACAAUACUGUCCCGCCCGUGGGUCAGCCUGAAGAAGGGCACGGCGGAGGGCGAGGCGAUGUUGCCUAAGGACCCCAAUGCUUACGUGGGCUACUGUGUCGACCUGGCAGCGCGCCUCGCCAAGGAGAUGAAAUUCGACUACGACUUCAGGUUUCCCAAAGAUGGACAGUACGGCGUGAGGCAAAACGACGGAACCUGGAAUGGCCUCGUGGGGGACCUGUCCAAUGGGGUGACUGACAUCAUCGUGGCGCCCCUCACGAUGACCUCAGAGCGGGAGGAGGUCAUCGACUUUGUGGCGCCCUACUUCGAUCAGUCCGGCAUCUCCAUUGUGAUCCGGAAGCGGCAGCGGGAAGAGAGUCUGUUCAAAUUCAUGACGGUGCUUCGCGCAGAGGUGUGGGUGUCCAUUGUGGCGGCGCUGGUGGUGACGGGCAUCAUGAUCUGGCUCCUGGACCGCUACUCCCCCUACUCCGCCCAGAACAACUCCGCCCUCUACCCGCCUAACUGCAGGAAAUUUACGCUGAAGGAGAGUUUCUGGUUUGCCUUGACGUCGUUUACGCCCCAAGGAGGAGGGGAGGCGCCCAAAGCUCUAAGUGGUAGGACGCUGGUGGCCGCUUACUGGCUGUUCGUGGUGCUGAUGCUGGCCACCUUCACCGCCAACUUGGCAGCCUUUCUCACCGUGGAGAGGAUGCAGUCGCCCGUGCAGUCCCUGGAGGCCUUAGCGCGCCAGGCUAAGAUUAACUUCACCACCGUCAAGGGAUCGUCCACUUUUGAGUACUUCGACAACAUGGCCAAGGCGGAGGACGAACUCUUCAGGGUGUGGAAAGAACUGACAUUGAACAGCACCAGCGACCAGAGCAAGUACCGUGUGUGGGACUACCCCAUCAAGGAGCAGUACACGCACAUCCUACAGGUGAUCGUCGAUUCCAAGCCAGUGCUUCACGCCGAGGAAGGAUUUCAAAGGGUGCGCAAGAAUGAAAAAGGAGAGUUUGCCUUCAUCCAUGACGCUUCGGAAAUCCGGUAUGAGGUGCUGCAGGACUGCCAGCUCACUGAGGUUGGGGAGCCGUUCGCCGAGCAGCCAUACGCCAUCGCUGUCCAGCAAGGCAGCCACCUCCAGGACGAGAUAAGCAGGGCGAUACUGGAGCUACAGAAAGACCGCUAUUUCGAGGCUCUGACGGCAAGGUUCUGGAACAGAACGGAGCGCGGGUCCUGCCCAGAUGAUAGUGACUCAGAGGGCAUCACGCUGCAGAGUCUGGGAGGAGUGUUCAUCGCCACGCUGAUCGGCUUGGCCCUGGCUAUGGUGGCACUCGCCGUCGAGGUUCUGUACUACAAGCGCGGCAAAAGUUCUCACGUCUCGGAUAUCACGCCGAGGAAAUCCCUCAAGAUGGUUCCAGACAAGAGUCACGUAUCUCGCAUCAACGUGACGCCGGUGUACUAGAGGAUGUUCCGCCGCCAGACAAGGGUCAUGAUCCGGGGCAUAUUUAGUGCUGAAAGAUAAAAGGCUGUUUCCAGACCAAGGGACACCAUAUACCAGAGCAUGUCUGAAGUGUUGUUAGACACGGUAACAAUUUGCAGGGCACCACAGGCAAUGCAAGGCGCAUCAACACCACAUCCUCGUGGGAGGUGGACCAACUUAUAAUGUUGUGAUAGCUCUCAGACCCACCGCCGCACGCUGUAAUCAUUAUGAGUAUUUGUUGCCAUCUGUCCUCAAGAGCACCUAUUAUGUUAUAGCGUACUCGUAUAGCCCUCUGUUGAAAGGAAGACGUAACAUAACUUACAAUUACCACACCGGGUGAUGACUCAUAUGCCUAGAUUGACGUGUUUUUUUUUUUUUUUUUUUAAUAUUGAAUCAAAACAAAUCUGCUGCAUCCACUUUAGAGAUGCUACAGUCGCAGGUAUAUCUAAAUGUUAACUUAAACUAUAGCUAGUAUCAAUGCUAGGCAAACACCAUUCAGACCUGACCACCACAGCCUGGCGUCUGAGGUUUCUGGCUCACCAUGGCUGAUGUGUCCACUUUGAAUGCCGUUUUUUUUCUCUCUCUCUCUCUCCACUCGGUGAAAUCACACAACGGAAAUACAAUAACAUUAAGAUAUUUCAAUGUGCAAAUAUUCUAUUUAUCUAUUUACAACAACGACACCGAAUUUUAGGAUAAAACUAGCAUAUACUUUAGAGACAGCGUCCUCGGCAAGCAGACCUGCAACCAGGCUGUACUGUUCUGGCUCCAAAACUGCUCGUAUGUUUCCCGAGAGCAGCACAGUCUGCUAUUUUCUACGAAAACAAUUAUAUGUAACAUUGUUGCAUGCAAGCGUCCAUUUGAAAUUAAUUACAGUGAUGCUUAUAAGAGGGUUAUACGAUAUAUAGAUCAAAUAAAUAAACACUGAAAAUAAAAAUAAAA
Scylla paramamosain (green mud crab) is the source of this 5112-nucleotide messenger RNA. Its product is annotated as ionotropic receptor 25a-like. Gene Ontology annotation, biological process: modulation of chemical synaptic transmission; synaptic transmission, glutamatergic; monoatomic ion transport. Gene Ontology annotation, cellular component: plasma membrane; postsynaptic density membrane. Lineage: Eukaryota; Metazoa; Arthropoda; Malacostraca; Decapoda; Portunidae. The record is from RefSeq and is a predicted model, not a curated record. Gene Ontology annotation, molecular function: transmitter-gated monoatomic ion channel activity involved in regulation of postsynaptic membrane potential; glutamate receptor activity. Bases 1591 to 4155 code for a protein of 854 amino acids. The transcript is spliced from 17 exons.